Messenger RNA from Musa acuminata subsp. malaccensis (wild Malaysian banana), 2389 nucleotides. RefSeq names its product exocyst complex component EXO70B1. Gene Ontology annotation, cellular component: exocyst. Gene Ontology annotation, molecular function: phosphatidylinositol-4,5-bisphosphate binding. Gene Ontology annotation, biological process: exocytosis. The record is from RefSeq and is a predicted model, not a curated record. NCBI's taxonomy places the organism in Eukaryota, Viridiplantae, Streptophyta, Magnoliopsida, Zingiberales, Musaceae.
GGAAGUGAGAAGUAGACUAGAUGGUAGGUUCACGUCCCGUGGACGCAUUCGUUUUCUCGUUUUCCGGUCUCAUUUUGCCGUCCUCCCGACCCUAACCCUAGCCCUAGCCACCGCGUUUUGGAUCUCCGGGGAGCUGCGAUGGCGGCGGCCCCGAGGGCCGACGGGUCGGAAAACGUGAUCGCCACCGCGCGGCACAUUGUCAGGAGCCUCGCCACCACCUCCGAGGCCGCCGACGACAUGAUGCGCAUCCUCUCCGCCUUCGAUCGCCGCCUCUCCGCGGUUCCCGACCUAUUCUCCCCUUCUUCCUGCGCCGCUGGCGAAGAUGAAGCCCCUUCCUCCGCUGUCGACGACGAAGCCCCUUUCUCCGCCGUCGACGGGGAGGCCCCCUCCUCGUCCUCCGUCGAUGGCGAGCAAUCCGAGGUGGAUGCUCGCCUCAAGGCCGCCGAGAGGGUUAUCUUCCAUUGGGAUCCCUCCAAUCCGGAUUCCCUUCUGUGGGACUCCCCCGACACCGCCGCCGAGUACCUCUCCGCCGUCGACGAGGUCCUCGCCCUCACCGCGACCUCCAGAGGCGAUCUCCUGGCCUGCGCCGAGGUGACCCUCCAGAUCUCCAUCAGCCGCCUCGGCGACGAGUUCCGGCACUUGAUGAUCCAAAAUACCGACGUCCUUGACGCCGAAAACCUUCACGACUCCAUCCAAAGGCUUUUCCUCUCGUUCCGAUCCCCCACGAGUGACGCUGCUGCUGAGGACGUCGAAGGGUCGCCUUUGUCAGAGCAAUGCGUUGUGGCACGGGCCACCACAAUCGCCCUCUCGGAGACGCAGAUCCCCAAUUUGAUCCGCCCUGAAGCAAUUUCCGACCUUAGGCAGAUCGCUGAUCGGAUGAUCACGGCUGGGUCCCGAAAUGACCUCUGCCGGGUUUAUACCAGCGUUCGCUGUAAUAUCUUGGCCGAUUGCCUCACUGUUCUUGGAGCUGACACGGUUAGUAGUAAGGAGGUGCGAAGGAUGGAGUGGAAGACUCUUGAUAAGAAGAUGAAGAACUGGAUGCAAGCUUUGAAGCUCGUUGUUGGGGUCAUCUCAGCUGAGAGGCAGCUCUGCGAACAAAUACUUGCUGGCUCCGAUGACCUGAAGGAGGAAUGCUUUGAUGAGGUUGCAAAGUUCUGCGUCAUGCACUUACUAAAAUUUGGAGAGGCAAUUGCUGAAGGUCAGCGAUCGCCAGAGAGGCUCUUUGGCAUCCUGGGCAUGUAUGAGGUUCUAGCGGAUGUGCUACCAGACAUUGGGGACCUGUUCCUGGGGGAUUCUAAGGAUUUCAUCUGCGAGGAGGUAGAAAGGGUUCUUUUAGGGAUGGGGGAUGCAGUAAGGGGCACACUUGUGGAGUUUGGGAAUGCAAUUCAAGGAGAGACUUCGAAGAAGGCAUUGCCAGGUGGUGAGAUCCAUCCUCUCAACCGGUACGUGAUGAAUUACAUCAAAUUGCUUGUUGAGUAUAGCACCUUGCUCAAUCAGCUUCUUGAGGAUGGUAGCAUAGAUGGUCGAGAUAGCUCAGAAGGGGGUGAGAGCAUGACCCCUGUGGCUCACCGAGUGCUGUUGCUAAUGUCAUAUCUGGAAGUAAAUCUGGAGGAGAAAUCCAAACUUUAUGAGGAUGCCGGGAUGCAAUAUGUUUUCUUGAUGAACAAUGUACUCUAUAUCGUCCAGAAGGUUAAGGAGUCCGAGCUGAUGGUUCUGUUAGGAGAUAACUGGGUUCGUAAGCGUCAGGGUCAGAUCCGGCAGUAUUCUAUGCAGUAUUUGAGAACUUCAUGGACUAAGGUCUUGUCUUUUUUGAAGGAUGAGGGAUUAGUUGGAAGCUCCCAUGGUUUGUCAAAGACGGUCCUCAAAGAAAAAUUCAAGAGCUUUAACUUUGCCUUUGAAGAAAUAUACAAGACUCAAUCAGCUUGGAAGGUUCCAGAUCCACAGUUGCGAGCUGAGCUGAGGAUUUCAAUAUCCGAAAUGAUACUUCCAGCCUAUCGUGCAUUUCUAGCAAGGUUUGGUGGUUAUUUAGAGGGUGCAUGGCAUUCAACAAAGUACAUAAAGUACACAGUGGAGGAUCUGGAGAAGUGUUUGGCUGAUUUCUUCGAGGGGUUGCCUGUGCCAUCAAGCCACUUUAGAAGAAAGCUUAGCUUGCCUUAAUUGAAUUCUGGCCAAAGGGGAGAUUUAACUUUUAUUGUGACUGUAUAACUUCUUCCAACGUAAUAUUUUCCAUUUGAGUUAUUUCUUCUUUUUUCUGACAAUUAGUUUGUUUGUUGUGAUAUGGUAUUUAGAUGUCUACAAAGUUGUCAUGUUGAACACAUAUAGCUACUGAAGGACUCGUGUAUGUACAGUCUCUCUCAAGCGUUAAUAUUUUGAAAUUCUUUUUAGUCUA